Messenger RNA from Plutella xylostella (diamondback moth), 2084 nucleotides. Its product is annotated as sterol O-acyltransferase 2. NCBI's taxonomy places the organism in Eukaryota, Metazoa, Arthropoda, Insecta, Lepidoptera, Plutellidae. Gene Ontology annotation, cellular component: endoplasmic reticulum membrane. Gene Ontology annotation, biological process: cholesterol metabolic process. The record is from RefSeq and is a predicted model, not a curated record.
GCUGUAAUCAGUCAGUAUCCAGCGACAUGCUUUACGCAGCGAUUACAUUCGGAAUAUAACUUAUAAUUUUAAAUAUUCUAACGUCUAAUUCUCUCUGAAUAAUAGAAUGUAGAAUUCUCAUCAGAUUGCCGACAGUGAGUUAUUAUUUGUGUUUAUCUAGUGUCAGAGGUCGGACCAAUGCAUUAUCUUUUCUAGGGCGGGCCAGUGAGUCUAUUUAUCUAACGUUAAACAAAAUAAGAAGUGCAAACCCAGUGCAUAAGGACUGGCGCGACGGUAGAAUAUUGUUUUCUAAAGCGGCCGUGAAAGUUAGUGAGUAAAUUUGCGGAGGCAAGAGCAACAUUAGUGUGAAAAUCCAAUCAAAAAGUUGUGACAUUAAGUGAGGCUGGCGGCAAACACCACGCAUAGUUGCAGCAACUUACACUGAACUUUGUGACGCAAAAGUUUCAUAACCCGAAAUUGAGAUGUUUCAAGUGACUCCAUAAGUUCGAGCUGGUACUUGGCACACAGGAAACUUAACUAAGAACAAAAUGUCAGAAGACAGUGCGUUGCGCUCGCGCAGCUCCAAAAAGGGCGACAUAAACCAAAAUGGACAUUUACAAAAUAAAAAUGAAAAGAAGAAAUGGGUGGACAUGUCCUUUCUACCCCGGGAAUCUCCCCUAACAGUAUUGCUGAGCACCUCUCUGCACAUCAGAGCUAUUUAUCACAUAUUCAUAGCCAUCUUGAUUAUCCUGAUGAUGGACACCUUUAUGUAUGACUUCGUUGAAUUUGGAAAGAUAAAGCUAGGAGUGUACCCCGUGAUCUACGGGUUCGGGGACAUCGGGCGGUGCGGGCGGCUGUGGCUGUUCGAGCUGGCCCUGGCGCUGGCCUUCUACCCCGGCCUCAGGGUCUACGGGCUCGGCGCCAGGGUGCUGAGGAAGCACACAGUGCUAUCAGCGGCAUGGUCCACGCUGGGCGCGGCUGCGCUGGCGGCGCUGCUGGGGGCGCUGCUCGGGGUGCCCUCCUGGGACCUCGGCCGCCGCCACCUCGCGCUGGCGUCAGGGUGCAUCGUUACACUUGAGAUGAUACGAUUUGCAAUGAAGAUCUAUGCGGUGACGGUGGCGUGUGUCCCACGCUGCCACGCCGCCGGUGGGACGCCCCUACCCAGUUUCAGACACUACCUCUACUUCCUGUUCGCACCUACCCUACUGUACAGAGAUAAAUAUCCAAGAACUGAAAAGACCCGGUGGGGUGUGGUGGCACUCCAUCUGCUGGAAGUGGUGGCCAUUAUAUUCUACAACAGCUUCCUGUGGGAGCGGUUCAUCCUGCCCUACUGGUCCGACUACGGGAAGGAGCCACAGGUGCAGCUGGGCCGCGUGGUGCAGGCCAUGUUCGCGUGCGUGCUGCCCAGCAUCAUCAGCUUCCUGUGCGGGUUCUACUGCGUGCUGCACGCCUGGCUCAACGCCUUCGCGGAGAUGCUCACUUUCGCCGACCGCCUGUUUUAUGAGGAAUGGUGGACGAUGUCGGAGUACUCCAAGUACUACCGCGCGUGGAACCGCGUGGUGUACGCGUGGCUUCGCGACCACAUCUACAUCCCGCUGGUGCCGCGGGCUGGGAGGUCGCUCGCCACGCUCUCUGUGUUCUUGAUAUCAGCCGUGUUCCACGAGCUAGUGCUGGCGCUAUCGUUCGGCUUCUUCUACCCGGUGCUGCUAGUGAUGUUCGGGGUCUUCGGUCUGCUAUGUGUGCCCCUGACGGCGACCUGCGGGCGGCUGUUCCCGGGGGUCUUCAAUCUCGUCAUGUGGCUCACGCUCAUGGUUGGGAAUGGGCUGUUAUGGAGUCUAUACCCCAUGGAGUACUUCGCUCGCAAGAACUGCCCGGCCUCGCCCGGAGACAGCUUCUUUGUGCCCAAGUCCUGGUCCUGUCCAGAGAUCGUCAUGAAAUCCAACUGGACGUUCAACAACCCAUUUACAUUCUAAGAACCUAAUGUUAAUCUUACCUAAUUAUAUUGUAUAGAACACAUUUUUUGUUAGCAUAGCUAUGUUAUUGUAUUUUGAUUAUGAUAUUAUAAUUGUGAAAGAAUCAUAGUGAAUAAAACUGAAGUCAUUCGA